This is a messenger RNA of Salvelinus fontinalis (brook trout), 1453 nucleotides long. RefSeq names its product PLAC8-like protein 1. The transcript is spliced from 5 exons. NCBI's taxonomy places the organism in Eukaryota, Metazoa, Chordata, Actinopteri, Salmoniformes, Salmonidae. The coding region runs from base 369 to 920 and encodes 183 amino acids. The record is from RefSeq and is a predicted model, not a curated record.
UUCUCAGCUGUUCAGAGAAUCAUGGUGAGAUGUUUCGUAUUUGACCACGAGCCUCCCCAGCCCAUUACUGUCAUAAAGACCGUACCAAAAAAAGCAGAUCUAAUCAGGUCGAUGUGCGUUCAUUGAGAGGAAAUGUUUAAGACUGCAACCACAAGAGUACGUGCAUACGCUCGCUUAUUUGUGUCUUUGGUUGUGAGCGACUCAUUUGCCGUUACUACAGAUCUCUGGAAGCACGUUGCUGGUGUCUAUGAUUAAGAGCAGCCACUGGCAGGGCUGCUGCGCUCUAGCCCUAUCUGGAGGAGCACACCCCAUCUUAGUGGGAAGCUCACGCAGUCUCCCCCCUCCUUCCCUGGCAGGGAGCAGUCAGCAUGGAGGAUACCACAGCCAUAGUCACAGCCACCACAGACCAUUGUGCACCAGUCACCAAAGCAGCAUUGCAGCAGGCCCCAGGUUAUGAGGAGGAAGCCGGGGGCUGGGACAUAGGAACAGGAAGUGCAGGUUGGAACCCACAGAGUGCUGCUGCUGCGAUGGAACUUCCCGUUCUCACGCAGCCUGGCUUGGGGGUAACCAAGACGACAGUGACCACGAUCACUCAGACUGGAGGGGACUGGAACAGCAGCCUGUUCAACGUGUGUGGAGACGGGACAACAUGUCUCUUAGGGGCCUUUGUGCCCUGCUGCCUAGACCUGAGUCUGGCCCACCACUAUGGGGAGUGUCUGUGUUUGCCCCUGCUCCCUGGCUCCACGUUUGCCAUGCGGGUGGGCAUCAGGGAGAGAUACAAGAUACGGGGCAGUGUCUGUGAGGACUGGACCACGGUGUACUGCUGCUACCCCCUGGCUGUCUGUCAGAUGAUCCGAGAGAUGAAGAGGAGGAUGAAGAGCCAGACCUACCAGGUGUCCACUGCACUGGAGUGCUCCUGACAACAUGGCUGUGCACUAGGUUCAUUAAUCCAGGUUAGGACAACAUCGCAUUCAUGUAUGUUAUGGGAUAUUAGAAUAUUCAUGACCUAACCUUGGUAUCUAUAACAACCUUGGCUGUGUAUAGAACCUUCAGAGGCUCAUGUCAUUUAAUUUGUACAUCACAGGUGUCUGCAUAUUACUAUGUCACAGAUGUUUAUGUUGAUUAUUGUAGGUGUCAUCAUACUACAGGUGCCCAUUUGGUUUCUUAUGCUCUCUCAUUAUCAUCCGAGGUUUCUGAGGACUUUCCUGUUAAAGAUGAGUCUGUAUAUGUUAAAUGAAUGAUGAGUUGGUUGAGUUAAGAUCCAUUUGGUUAGGGAUAAUUUUCUUUAUUUGGGAGUGGGGACUUGCAGGAGGUUUAGUGUUUUAUCCCAUUUACUAUCUGUAACAUCAGAGCUACUUUACCAGACAAGGGUUAUAAAUGUUUGUAAAUGAAGUUCAUAGCCAAGUUUAUGAAAAAAUCCAUGUACGCCAUGAAAUAAAAACCUAUUUGCAUA